GACACACACCCACCAAGCACCCACCGCCCCGCGCCCCCGCCGGCCGCCGCGCCGCGGGCAGCCCGAGCGAGCGACAACUCCCCCGGCUGGAGCCGCUCGCCUUCCCGGCUCCUUCCGCGCGGCGAGCUGAGCCCGGCUCGAUUUUUUUCCUUUUCUAUCCCAGCCCUCUCUGGUCUGGGCGCCGGCGGCGGCGGCAGGGGAACGGGGGCCCGCGAUGGGGAAGGGGAUGAAGAUCUCUGAAGAUUAUUGUUCUUUUUAAGGAUGCCUUAGCUUCCUCCCGCCGCCUCUCCGUUGAGCCUUCCUACUAGAGAUCGAGAACCAGAGUCAGGGAUGUAAAGAGAGGGUGGAAAAAAAAAAAAACAAAAAACAGGCAAGAGCUCCAGCCAGCCGGGGAGACCCUCCUCUCCGCGGAGGGGAGGGGGAUUUCCAGCGACAGAUCAUUGGCGAAGGGGACCGUCGCGGGGAGAGGAGCCCCGGAGGGAGCGGGGAAUCCCACAGCUCUUUGUGGAGCCCGAGCCGCCUGCCGAGCGGGGUCGGUGGGAGCUAGGUGCAUCCGUGGAAAUGCCUGCUGCAGAGGGAUCUAGCUUGAGUUGACCUUCCAGCGUCUCAUCCUUUUGAGGACCCUUUGUGCAGUCCAAAAUGGCAGAGAAGGUUCCCCCUGGCUUAAACAGGAAGACGUCAAGGUCGACACUUUCUCUUCCACCGGAACCAGUGGACAUCAUUAGGAGCAAAACGUGCUCCCGGAGGGUGAAGAUCAACGUGGGGGGCCUCAACCACGAGGUCCUGUGGAGAACGUUGGACCGGUUGCCCAGGACCCGCCUGGGCAAGCUCCGGGACUGCAACACACACGAGAGCCUCCUGGAGGUGUGCGAUGACUACAACCUGAACGAGAACGAGUAUUUCUUCGAUCGGCACCCAGGAGCCUUCACAUCCAUUUUAAAUUUCUACCGGACAGGGAAACUCCACAUGAUGGAAGAAAUGUGCGCUCUCUCUUUCGGCCAAGAGCUUGAUUACUGGGGGAUCGAUGAGAUCUACUUAGAGUCGUGCUGCCAAGCCAGGUAUCAUCAAAAGAAGGAGCAGAUGAACGAAGAACUCCGGCGGGAGGCGGAGACCAUGCGGGAACGUGAGGGUGAAGAGUUUGAUAACACCUGCUGCCCUGAGAAGAGGAAGAAACUCUGGGACCUGCUGGAGAAGCCCAACUCGUCCGUGGCUGCCAAGAUCUUGGCUAUCGUGUCCAUCUUGUUCAUCGUCCUCUCUACCAUCGCGCUGUCUCUCAACACGCUGCCAGAGCUGCAGGAGAUGGAUGAAUUCGGACAGCCCAAUGACAACCCCCAGCUGGCCCACGUGGAGGCCGUGUGUAUCGCCUGGUUUACCAUGGAGUACCUUUUACGGUUCCUGUCCUCACCCAACAAAUGGAAGUUCUUCAAAGGCCCGCUGAACGUUAUCGACUUGCUGGCCAUCUUGCCCUAUUACGUCACCAUCUUCCUCACAGAGUCCAACAAGAGUGUGCUGCAGUUCCAGAACGUUCGCCGCGUGGUCCAGAUCUUCCGGAUCAUGCGGAUCCUCCGGAUCCUGAAACUCGCCCGGCACUCGACUGGCCUACAGUCCCUGGGCUUCACCCUCAGGCGGAGUUACAAUGAACUGGGCUUGCUGAUCUUGUUUCUGGCCAUGGGGAUAAUGAUAUUCUCCAGCCUGGUAUUUUUUGCCGAGAAGGACGAGGAUGCUACCAAGUUCACCAGUAUCCCGGCUUCCUUUUGGUGGGCCACCAUCACCAUGACGACUGUUGGUUAUGGAGACAUCUACCCAAAAACGUUAUUAGGGAAAAUUGUGGGAGGUCUCUGCUGUAUCGCAGGGGUUCUAGUGAUCGCCCUUCCCAUCCCAAUCAUUGUGAACAAUUUUUCUGAGUUUUACAAGGAGCAGAAACGCCAGGAGAAAGCCAUUAAGAGGAGAGAGGCUCUGGAGCGCGCCAAGAGGAACGGAAGCAUCGUGUCUAUGAACUUAAAGGACGCCUUUGCUCGAAGUAUGGAGCUGAUAGACGUGGCGGUGGAGAAGACGGGAGAGUCGGCCAACACCAAGGGCUCCACAGAUGACAAUCACCUCUCUCCAAGCCGGUGGAAGUGGGCCAGGAAGGCUCUGUCGGAAACCAGCUCCAAUAAGUCUUACGAGAAUAAGUACCAGGAGGUCAGCCAGAAAGACUCCCAUGAACAGCUGAACAACACUUCUUCCUCCAGCCCGCAGCAUCUGAGCGCCCAGAAGCUGGAGAUGCUGUACAAUGAAAUCACCAAGACGCAGCCUCACUCUCACCCGAACCCCAAUGGCCAGGAGCAGGCCGAGAGGCCGUCCGCCUACGAGGAAGAGAUAGAGAUGGAGGAGGUGGUCUGCCCGCAGGAGCAGCUGGCGGUGGCACAGACCGAGGGCGUCGUGGACAUGAAGAGCACAUCCAGUAUCGACAGCUUCACCAGCUGCGCCACCGACUUCACGGAGACAGAGAGGUCGCCCCUGCCGCCGCCCUCCGCGUCCCACCUGCAGAUGAAGUUCCCACCCGACCUCGCCGGGAUAGAAGAGCACCAAAGAGCCAGGGUUCCCCCUUUCUUAGCCCUAAUCAGGGAGAAGGGGCCCGCGGCCAGGGAGGCCACUCCAGAAUAUGCUCCGAUCGACAUAACUGUGAACCUCGACGCCGCCGGCGGGCCCCAGGGUGGGCCCCACGGCCCCCUGCCGACGGACAGUGCCUCCGAGAGCCCCAAGAGCUCGCUGAAAGGCAGCAACCCGCUCAAGUCCAGAUCGCUCAAGGUCAACUUCAAGGACAGCAGAGGCGGAGCCCCGCCAACCCCGCCCAGCACAGCCAGGCCGCUGCCGGUCACCGCGGCGGACUUUCCACUCACCGCCCCCCAGCUAAUCAGCACCAUCCUCUUAGAAGAAACCCCCUCCCAGGGAGACAGACCCUUGCUGGGCGCUGAGGUUCAUUGUCAAGGACCCUCCAAAGGGCUGACGCCUCGGUUUCCCAAGCAGAAACUCUUUACUUUCUCCACCAGAGAGAGGAGGAGCUUCACGGAAAUCGACACGGGGGAAGAUGAUGACUUCUUAGAGCUCCAGGGGACCAAGAGGCGGGACAAGCAGGCAGACUCCAGCCCAAACUGCUUGACAGAUAAACCUAGUGAUGGAAGAGACCCUUUAAGAGAAGAGGCCUGUGUGGGCUCUUCCUCUGCCCAGGACACAAGUCACAACUGUAGGCAAGAUGUUUACCAUGGUGUGGCAGAAGUGAAAAAGGACAACAGUCAAGAAGGGUGCAAGAUGGAAAACCAUUUGUUUGCCCCAGAAAUUCAUUCCAACCCGGGAGACACAGGUUACUGCCCCACACGUGAAACCAGCAUGUGACUAGUUACAAAAGCAAUAAUAACACUAAAACAAACAAACAAACAAAAAAACUUGUUUCUUAAAAAUGCGGUUAAUAAUGCCUGUGAACUAAAACGUGGGAAGCCCCUCCCUCCCAAAAAAAGUGCAUAAAAUGUUAUUUUUGCAUGGCAUGAACAGUUUAGUUUCAGUACUGUUUAAAUAAAGAAUCAAGACUCCAUUUUUGUAACAAACAAAAAUGACUGAAGAACACUGAACAAAUAAAGAGAGCUCUAUUAGGAACCGUAUUCUGCCAUGUCUGACAUUUUUGAUCCUUUCAUUUCAAAUUACAGAGUUUCGACUGUGAGCUUUUCUGUUAUGAUGAAUUUUAGAAUUUGCACAUGAAAGGAUGAAAUGUCACUGCAUGCGUUCAUAAUUGCGAGGCGCAAGGUGCUUUGAGCUUGCAAAAUGCAUAACUUUGUAAAUAAUGGGGCUUGGGAUGCAGAAGUGUCAAGAACAGACGGAAACAAGUUUCUGAGACACAGGCACUUCCUUCACAGCUACUGCCUGGAGGAGCUGUACAGACUUCUUGUUGCAAAACUGCAACCUCUUCUUAAACCAUCUCACAUAUCUUGCUUUGGGUUAUAAAGCUCUUAUAAGUACGUUUGUUUAAAGGAAUACAGUAUUUUUAUUGACUGAUGAUAUGACUCACAGGGUGCAUUUUUCUUUUUUGCUUCUGCUUAGUUGUGGCAUUUGUGGUUUUAUUUAUAAAUCAUGAAAAUAGGCAAGAUGUAAUGACCAGAUAUCCAAAAACUUGAAAUUGAGGCUUGAAAUUUUGCCAGUCAAUUACAUAUCCCUAAUAUUGUGGGGGAAAGUAUGUAUCAUGUCACAACCUGUACAGAAAUGCAUUUUUAAAAAAUCUGAACAUACUUAAAAGGUGAUAUUACACAACUAAACUUUUUUUUAAUCGCACCCCACUUCUAUAAAUCAGUUCUUUAAAAAAAACAAAAACAAAAAACUAUAUAUUGGCCACCUAAAGAUGACUAUUUUCCACUUGUAUCUAACAUAACCUUUUCUGUCUAAAAACCUAAAGAUAGAAUGUACAUAUGCCAAAAUGGGAAUUCCAAAAAGUGACUUUUGGCAAACUAAAAGCAGAGCUAUUUAAGUCAGACUGCCACCCCACCCACCCCGACCACAUAGAUAGAGGUGAGUUUGGAAAUGAGUUACAUAGAAAGAACCCUGCCCUGAUAAUGGAUCUUUCAGUAUUUCCCAGUGUGAGGAGGGAACACGGCCAGGUGAGGAGGGCUGCAGACUCCAGCAGCACCAUCCUGUAGUUGCAGCACCUAGAAACACACCCUCACGUUUCCAGCGCCCCCAAGUGGUGGAGAAUUGAAAGCAAUAUUUCCACCGUUUUUACUGAGGCCGUGAAAUGCACAGAUGUUAGGGUAGUUGGCGCUCAGUUCAGUUCAGAUGGCUCUAGUGGUAAAGAAUUCGCCUGUCAAUGCAGGAGACGCAAGAGACGCGGGUCGAUCCCUGGGUCGGAAGAUCCCCUGGAGGUGGAAAUGGCAAUUCACUCCAGUUUUUUGCCUGGAAAAUUCCGUGGACAGAGGAGCCUAGCCGGCUCGCAAAGCUUGCAAAGAGUUGGACAUGCCUGAGUGUCAUGUCAACACACAAACACACACAGGGUAUUUGCUGGUGGCUGUCUUGUUGGUUAAGACUGUGCUAAAAGCCAGUUCAUUUGGAUCCACUUUGCCUUUACAGGAAAUCAAAGCUCUAGCUCCAGAAAUCUAACUACCUGCUGGGUAAUCCUGAGUAAAUCUUGAAAACCUCUCUUAGCCUGCUUUACUCCAAUAAAAACUAAGACAAAUUAUUUCUAAGUUACCUUAAGAGUUCAAAUUAAUGUGAUUCCUUGAGCUCUCAGGAAUGUCCAAGUUCUGCCUCCGAAUCAUACAUUUUGUAUGUGUGUGUGGAUGUGUGGGUGGGUGUGGGUGCAGGUGUAUAGUUCAGGGAAACAGGAAAAUUCUGGGCCAAAUUUAAAGCACAAUUUUUUGUUUAAGGAAAAACAUUCCAAAUUGUAUCCUAUAUUUUAAAGGAAAAAACACAUCAGAAAAAGACAACCCAAAUAUUUAGAAUCUAACUUAAGGCUUUAAGGAAUAACAUGUCUUUAUUAACAAAAUCUGGUCAUUAUAUCUUAGAUAAGAAAACCAGGAUGGUUCUUAGUUGAAAUCCAAGUACUGCUAAAAAUAAUUUUAAGCAUUUUUUCAUUGUUAUUAGAAUUUCCUAAUGGUUUUUAUGUUUGUUUCAAAACACAACUUUUAAGAGUGUAUGGUCAUUAAUCAUUGAUACUUACAUUAGUCAUACUUAUUUCAGUGUCUAAAACUACAUAUUGCUCAGUUUUUGUAAAACUAGAGUGUCUGAAUUUUCUAUAUAUAGUUUUUCAAGUAAACAGAUAUAUCUGCUGUUAGAUGAAUAGCAAAUAAGUCCUGAAAAUUAUUUUCUUUACAUAGUCUCAUGAAGCAGUUAUUUUCUGGUGUCUCUGUAUUGAUGAAUCUCGUUUUUUAAAAUUUAUCUGAUAGUUUACUAAUGCCAACCUGUCUUGUGUCCAUUAGGCCUUCUACCUGAGAAUCCUGCUCCAGAAUGCUUAAUAUUAAAAAUCUUUCCUAGAUAAGGAAUUCUAGACGUUUCCCCCAAAAGAUUUCUCCCUAAAAACUUUUUUCUGUUAAUAUUAUUUUUUUUAAGUUUUAAAGAAUUUUGGAGAACCUCCUAUGGAAAAUUGAACCUUCAAUUCUUCUUAGCCCCUCUGAGCCAAACGUCUUUGGCUAGGAAAAAAUAAAACAUUCCUAAAAAAAAAAAAAAAACAAAAACACAACUUUUGACUUUGUUGUUUCGCAAGAAAGCACCAAGGGUUCCCAGAAUGCUCUUGUGCAGUUCGUCCUAAACCUUUUAAGUGAACUAACUGCCUCUAAUUCAGGGGAGGAACGUAUUUGCCUGGACUGGUCUGGGAAUAUACCAAGCACAGAGAUCUUGCAAAGUCUUAUGUUUUAUGUUAAAAAGUCAUGAAAAUGCUGCAUUUUACUUCAUAGCAUAUGCUUCAAUAUAAAAGAGUUGAUGUUUUUUCUUACAGUACUCACCAACUACUGAAAUGGAUACUCAUUUAACUUUACAUACCUCUUUUUGUAUUCCCUGGAAAACACACCCCCAGUUUGAGAAGCACUGCUUGAGUGGCAGGGACACAGACUAACUCCCUGAGGGACCCUGGAGGUUUCCGCCACUGGGAGAGCCCACUCAGUAUCACCUAGCUCAGUGACCAGAGACAAACAUCAAUGAGGAAAGGCUAUUUGAAAGAACUCAAAAUAACACAGUCCCAGGUGUGGUUAAUUCAGUUCUGCUGACCAUCCUAAUGGAUAUAAAUUGCCACAAGAUUGUUUUAACUCAAAACUUGAAAUUGAUCAUAAGAGAAUAGAAAUGGGUACGUGGAUAUACAUCUUGGGCUGGAUCACAAAUGCAAGAGUGACAACCAGACUCCCUAGAGUUCAUUGAAUUAGUUUCUAAACAUUUCCACUAGAAAUUUCUUCACUGGGGCACAGCCAACAGCUUUGAAGCAAGCAUUUAGAUCUAGCACUAUCCUGAUAUGAACUGGAUCUGGUAACAAGAAGAGGAUGUGCCAGUGUCUGUUCCCAUUAAUUUCCUGUCAAACGCGUCUUAGUCGUGUAGACAUGAGGAAAGUCAACAACUCAACUAUUUUCUCUUGAAAUUUGAAAAGAAAAAAGUGUGUAGAAUAUUUUAGAGUUUUUGGUCAUGUUUAAUCCUCACAACAGCCGCCUUCUGAAUCAGGUGUUAUUUAUCAAUAGAAGACCAGGGAAGUUAUGAAUCUUGUUCAGAUUCACACUUGAACUUGAUGAAGAGUAGAACGAGACCUCAUUCACAUCAUGUGGCUUCACGUCCAGUGUUCCAGUGAACUACAGGAAAGUCUGUUUAGUUAAGGAGUGUUUUUUCUCUGUUAAUAUUCGAAAUAAUGAAAAUAAAAACAGAGGUGUAUUUAUUGUCACACAGUUUGUUUAAAGCAGCAGUGGAUCAUGCCAAAUGCUAAUGACUUGAGAUAAAUGACAUUGAUUGUCUUUAGCACAUACAUUUGCCCUCUUGGAAUUCUGGUCAUAAGAUACACAUCUCUGGAUUAAAGAGAAGAAUUUAUUAUUCAUGACAUAACAUGAUAUACACAUUAGGCAAAGACUGAAGGAAGUCACUGAUUUUCUAGGAAAAAAAAAAUAAAGAACUUUAGAAUGACUGAAUCUAAGUUCAAAAAUAUUGUCUAAUAGAAGUUGAUUGGCAUUUCACUAUUCAUUCAUUCAGUAAAUAUGAGGUGAGCACUCCUAUAUUCUAUAGAAGGAAUUGUGCUUGGUGCUAGGGUACAGCCCCCAGCCUCAUGGACUUACGACCCAUUUAAAACCAGAUUGAGGGGACUUCCCUGGCAUCCAGUGGUUAGGAUUCCAAGCUUCCUGCACUUCCACUGCAAUAGGCACAAGUUCCAUGCCAUGUCAGGGAACUAAGAUCCUUCAUGCCGUGUGGUGUGGUCAAAAAGUACAUAACAUUAACAAUAAUAAAACCAGGCUGAGGAUCAUUUGGGUUACUGGAAAGUAUCUCUUCUAAAUAUGGAAAAAUCAUUCAGUUAUCAAACCAGGAAAGUAUAUGACAAGAACAAGUAACUUUUUUUUUCCAAAGAACUGUUUUCCUAAGAAAUAAAUGGAUGGUAUGAAUGGAAGUUUGAUGCAUAAUUAUUUCUGAAUCACAGUUUAAAUUUACAUUUGAGGUAACAAAUUGUCAAUCUGAUUGAGUAAAGCUAUGAGUUGUCUUUCCCUAUUAUCUGGUAAAUUGAAAAAUAAUUCUUAGAUAUAUUACUUGUCAAAGUAGCUAAUAAUAGUCUAUCACUAAUAAGUAGAGCAAAAUUUAAUACCAGUGAAGAAAUCUGUACCAAUUUUAUAUUUUAAUAGUUUGUUGAUGGUUAUUUGGUUAAAAACUAAGCAUUUUAAUGUUUUUUUCUUACUUGUAGGCAACAUUUUAGCAGUCUAUCAAUAUUCUCCAUUUAGUCCUCUGAAUUUCUAAAUGAAAAGUGUUUAAAAUUCAGUAAUCAAAAAUGGUUUAGCUUGACUCAAGGGCUUUACUUACUUAGGUCCAUGUGAAUUUGAAAAUAUAUUGGGUGUUUUCCCACUUCAACUGCCCUCACCCAAACAGAACUAAAAAAGAAAAGAAAGAAGAGACUACAAAAUCUAAAUAAAAAUUGCAAACACUCGAAGGCCCAUCCCUAAUAAGAAAGGGGAAAGGUCUCAAUUCCAAAAUCUUGGUGAACAUUCUAUAUUAUUGAAGUUAGCACUUAUUGUAAUAUAAUGCUCUUCUUUAGUGAUGUCAAUUACAAUUGCUUCCACUUGACUUUUUAAAAUAGCCUGACUUAAUUUCAUAAACCUGUUUACCAUUGCCAUUAAUGCAUAAUCUCCUCCUUAUUAAGUCUAAAAGGGUUUUAAACUAUAAAUAUACAUACAAAGAAAGGAAGGUGGGAAAUUCUCUUUAGUAGUGAGACAAUCCAAGGCCAGCAAAAGAUACUGCUGCUGCUGCUGCUGCUAAGUUGCUUCAGUCGUGUCCGACUCUGUGCGACCCCACAGACGGCAGCCCACCAGGCUCCCCCGUCCCUGGGAUUUUCCAGGCAA
Molecule: messenger RNA, 9029 nt
Organism: Cervus elaphus (red deer)
Lineage: Eukaryota; Metazoa; Chordata; Mammalia; Artiodactyla; Cervidae
Gene: KCNB2
Product: potassium voltage-gated channel subfamily B member 2
Exons: 3
Coding region: 640-3375 (911 amino acids)
Biological process (GO): potassium ion transmembrane transport; protein homooligomerization
Cellular component (GO): membrane; voltage-gated potassium channel complex
Molecular function (GO): delayed rectifier potassium channel activity; protein binding
Source: RefSeq, a predicted model, not a curated record